Pangasianodon hypophthalmus (striped catfish) is the source of this 1064-nucleotide messenger RNA. RefSeq lists its product as uncharacterized. The coding region runs from base 1 to 642 and encodes 213 amino acids. The record is from RefSeq and is a predicted model, not a curated record. NCBI's taxonomy places the organism in Eukaryota, Metazoa, Chordata, Actinopteri, Siluriformes, Pangasiidae. The transcript is spliced from 5 exons.
AUGAUCACACUCUUUGUCGCUCUUUACUCUCUGCUUUGUCUCUGCACAGCUGUAAAAACUUCGGACAUCAAGGAGCUUCACGUGAAAAGAGUAAAGCGUGGAGAAGAUGUAACUAUGGAGUGUGACAUUAGCAGGGUCAAAGACAAAGAUAAGGUAGUUUGGUGCAGACAGAGUUUUGGAAAAGUGCCUCAGUUUUUAGCAAGACAUUACGGGCAAAAUAAUUACAGAUUUGCUGAGGGAUUUAAAGAUAGCCGCUUCAGUAUUACUGUAAAUGACCGUAAGUUUGAUCUCUACAUUAAUGGAGCAAGAGAAGAUGAUGGAGGAGAAUAUUUCUGUGUAGAAUUGGAUGGAAGUGCACUAGAGUUCACAUCUGGAACACGUCUGCAAUUUGAAGGUAAAGAGAUGAAACACUGUCCUACACCUGGAACGGUUAACAAGAACACAGAUUCUACAUCCCAGGGUUCGAACAGCAGCAAUGGAGAAGGUGUUUCAUCAAGAAACCAUCAAAUUCCCACCAAUCAGGCUGAUGAUGAAGAUGUCUUGAACUAUGCAGCUGUGAGUUUUGCUAAGAAACCUUCAUCCUCCAGAACCUCCAGAGACAAGAGCCAUGAAGACGUUUAUGCACAAGUUAAAAUAAAAUAGAUAAAGAGAAAUGACUUCACACUUGAAAUACAAUAUAAAUACAAUUAUUCACCCAGUUUGUAGACAGAUGUGUUAUAUUUUAAUCAGACAAAAACUUUUUUAUUGCUGUAAGUUUUAUCACCAUUUCCAAACCUUUGUAAUGUACUAAUUUGCCUUACUUGAUGGAUGUAUUUUUUUUUAAUUUUAUUUAUUGAUUUUUAUCACUUUUAUUUUAAUUUUACUUUCAUUGUCUGCUGUUUUUUUUCUGAAAGCCUUACAUUUGGAAUGUUUUCUCAGCAUUUUCUCUUAAAGUUUAUAGUUUUCUAUAAUGUAAAUUUUUUAUUUAUUUAUUUAUUUUUCGAUUUUGAAGGUUAAACUAUGGCUAAGGUUAAGAAAUGGCUCAUGGUACACAAUUUGCUUAAACUUUUAUUUUGUAAUUUAUU